AUGCAUUUAGGAAUCCCCAAAAGGUCGGAUCUGAGGCCCAAGGGCAAGAACAAGGCUCUCCUACCUAUACCUGCAUCUUUGAGAGGACGAUUCAAUGACUACAGGUCCAAAAAGACGAUUAUCUAUGCGGUUCUAACUUUGAUUACUUUCAACUACAUCAUACGCCGAGCGUUCUUUUCAUCGGGAACAGGACACAAUUUCAAUCAUCUAACCAAUCAAGAAGCUCUUCAGACGCUGCAGAAAAACCACGGUCUUUAUAAACACGAGAUAAUUGUGAAUUCCAAUUACAUUUUUCCACCUAUUGAACACGCUCCCCUGCUAAGGGAACUCACCCUGGACAGAUUAUUCAAAUCCAAAGUUAGCCCUGAUAAUCCUCAGGAGAAAUUGUAUUACUAUUCUGAUGAUGACGAUCUCAACGACCUUAAUGAGAUCAAGGACAAAUCUAACUCGGAGAACCCCCUGGAUCAGUCCCGAAAAGCAUUCAAAGAGCAUGGUCGUAUAGUUUUCAGACCUUCGGGAGGCGGGAAAUCGCCGGAAAUUGUGAUUGUCACUGGUGUUGACUUUGAGCAAUUCGAGCAAGGCCAUUUGACCAAGGUUGUUCAAAAUAGAGUUGACUACGCUCAUGCAAACGGCUAUGGAGUGUACGUUAGAUGGAUUCAGGAGUUCAUUCCAACUCUGCAAGAGUUCCACAACGACCGCAAAUGGGCCAAGUUGUUUAUUCUCAGAGCUGCUAUGCAUGCAUUCCCUCAAGCAAAAUACUUCUGGUAUCUGGACGAAAACGCCUACAUCAUGAGACACGACAUUGAGCUCUAUUCCUACCUUCUAGAACCGAUUUCCCUGGAGCCGAUCAUCUUGAGAGACCAACCAAUAGUGCCGCCUAAUGGUGCCAUUAAAACUUACAAGAAAACUAAACCUGAAGACGUUCGCUUCGUGAUCACACAAACCAAAGACGGACUUAAUACAGAUUCGUUUAUUUUGAAAAACGACAUAUAUGGUAAAGGACUCCUGGAAUUUUGGACCGAUCCAUUGAUGAGGAAAUAUCCAAGUUUUGUUGCAGACGACAAGGAUGCCUUGAUGCACAUUCUCCAGUGGCACCCAGUUAUCUUGAGUAAGUCCGCCAUCGUUCCUGGUCGGACAAUAGCUUCAUUGCAUAGCUCCAAUAUCGCGGAGGAAGCCGACGACACUUCAUUUUAUCAAGAAGACGACUUUGUUGUGAAUUUCAAAGGCUGCGAUGUCCAUCAUACAUGCGAGUUAUUAUUGGAUUCGUAUUGGAAGAAGCAACAAGCUGCAAAAUGAGAUCAGGCCUCUUCACCAUUUCCUGACGCAUUUGCAUUCACUCGCUCUCCCAGCACUUGGAGAGCUAUCUGUCUUCUUCUGUCUGCAAUCUCGCGAGUGACUGUUGCAGUCUGUGUAUUGAGUCUUUUAAUUGACCUCAAGUUUCCGGACUCAAUAUCGUCGUCAUUGAACGGUCUUAUAAUUCCUACCAGUGCAGAGGUGUGGUAGCAUGCUCGGCACAAUGGUCUCAGCAUCUUGUGCAAACCAGCAGGAAAGAACUGAACGAAUGCAAACGUAUCCGACGCAUCACCUCUCACCAUCGAACGGGUAUUGUUGGAAGGAAGCAGAUCGUUAAGAGUGUUAAUUUGAUAAUAGCGCAAAUAAACCCAGCUGACAUAGAAAUUAUUGAACAUCGGCACAACUGGCACCAACGACCUUGAAAUAAGAGAAACCAUAACUGCCGCACAAAGUAGAAUGAAUGGUAACUGCCUCAGACGAAUAGAUACUGUUUUGAAUAUUUUAAGAUUGUGCUCGGGAGACAGCUGUUUGAGUACCACGACAAAACUCAUUAUAAGAGAGUAAACGCCGUGGUUCACCGGCUCUGUAAGCUUUGCAGACUGAAAUGACAAUACGUGAAACAGCAGCUCAAGGAGCAAUGUGCUUACAUUGGUUGCCACUGUGACUAUGGUGAUGUAGUAUACCGUCUCAGAAAAUAUCUUAUUCUCGUUGUUGAGGAUCCAGUGCUUUUCCAAAUAAUUGAUACCAAAGUAGAACACCGCGACGGCGAUCAAGAACUUGAGCACAGAUGUUUCCACAAAACUUUCUGUCAACAGAGUCCAAGGAUAGUACCACACCCUGCUCGGCACUAACUGAAGAACCGGAACCACUAUCUCUGAAAAGGAGAUUUCCGAAUUUUGUGAUUUGACAGCAUUGUAAGUCUGCAGGCGGAUGAUUGAGGUAAGCAAUGACAAGACAGUUGUCAAGCUCAAAUAUAGAACUGUCGCGUACGUCCACGUUAUGGAGGAGACUAGGAUAGCCAUAAAGUGUUCUAAAUAAACAUAGGAAAAUAAUGUGAAGGUGCAAAGGUGCAAGAAUUUGUAUCAGGGCUUAGAACACACUCCGGGGAGACGUCAACACGAUAAGCAGAUCUUUGACACAAAGGGCGUAGCUUUGGACUACCAGGCCAUUUAUACGUUACAUUCCGAGAUUGUCAUCCCUCGUGAGCACCGGCACCGCUGCUGACAUAAGCAUACAAUCGAAGUUGAGAUUUUAGAUUUGACAAGGUUUAUAUCAUGACCUCUUCUGAUAAACGAACAGCAUACAAGCAACUGAGCGAGGAAGAGAAAAAACAGCAUCACAUCAGGUCUGAAAAUAAGCGACGAGAACAAAUCAGAUCGACUUUUGACAGUUUGGUGAAGGUGGUGCCGGAUUUGACAGAGUCAGAGAAUAGGUCAGAAUACGCAGUUCUGUCCAAGACUUCCAACUAUAUCCGACAGCUUCGUGUGGACAACCAAAGACUACUACAGAUUGCAAAAGAGCGCGGCAUAGAGGUUCCAGAUGAUCUGAAAGAAUAAUAUUGCAUUAUACAUGUUACUUAAUCCUCGUGUUCUUUUCACUCUUCCUCUUCCUCCUCCUCCAGCUCUUCUAGGGGCCACCAUUCAGGUAUAUGAACCUUGGCAAUGAAGUUACCAGCGACCUCUGACGAACUCUUUGAUACUAUAGGGAACUCGUUAUUACCAGGCGCGUUGUCACGAGUGAUCUCGGCCACAUAUACAACGGCGAGGCCAAUAUUAUUUUGCACUCUGAUGAUCUCUCCAACUUUUUUGUCUCUGCGCGUCUUCGAUCCAAACGGAUUUGAGGAUUGAGGCUCGGCGUUUUGGGCUUUCUUGGACGUGUUGAUCAGCUGCAGAUCAGUGUACUUGCCCAGACCCAGGUCUUCGUUUGUCAAUUUUAGUUCCUCGCUCACAGGCUCUCCAACUCUGAACAGUUGUAUGGGCAUGACUCGUUUUCUAAUGACGCCUGAAUGAAACGUUCUGAUGGUGAGCUCCUGACCUACAUAGCAUCCCUUGUUGUAAUUGAUUCCAUUCAUGUAAUCGAGGUUAUUUUCGAAGGGCAGUGUUUCGGACUUGAAGUCGGAUAUUUCUGAAAUUCCAACCAGAGUGCGUAGGGUAUCAUAAACUUCUUGCCCCAUUUUGAUAUCCUCGAGGUUCUGGAGCUGGCUUUCUGGUGGAAGAACGAAUUUGAGCCCAAAACAUGGCGCACGGUCGUCGAUUGCAAACCCUUGUAAUUGCGAGGCAGCCGCCUCCGUCAGUAUCUCCUCAUUCACAAGCCUAUCUUGUAAAUACUUGCUCCACGUAGCAGCGGCUUCCACGCUUUUGGAGUUUCUAUUAUUGAGAUACUCGGACUGCAUUAAGUCGUAAAACUCGUCGAAUUCCUCGGAGUGGUCGUAAUAAAACCACGAGUUAUAAUUUGCAACCGAAAUAUCGAUCUUUGCUCGAAGUUUGUGCAGCUUGAGCAUCAUCUGGAUUUGGCCAAAAUUCUUCGGUGCCAUCUCAAGCAAGUACUUGGGGCCGUUGCUUGGGGUAUAAGGGGUUGGAUAGACAAAUAAAUCAGACAGAACUCGUCCCUUGGAGUUUAAAAGCAUGGAAUACCGCCCGUCCCUCCUGAUGCCCAGUCGUUCUGGGACAUCGGGGUCGUAAGUCUCGUCCUCGUGAAGAAUGCCCCAAUUCUCGGUCUUCAUCUGUUCGUCAGUGAGUCCGAGCAUUUUGGAGUUCUCCAAUGCCUGUAGAUCACUGGCAGAUAUCGUGGUAAGGUUCUUUUUCUCAAAAGUAGGAAGCAUCUUAGUAGUCAGCAGUCCAUUCAAGAACUUGGCUGAGUCUGGACCCUUGAUCUCAAGCAGCUUUCUAUCAAGCUUGACAAGUCCUCGUGGCGGAAUUGCC
This is a messenger RNA of Ogataea polymorpha, 4214 nucleotides long. RefSeq lists its product as uncharacterized. Gene Ontology annotation, biological process: protein N-linked glycosylation. The transcript has a single exon. The record is from RefSeq and is a predicted model, not a curated record. The coding region runs from base 1 to 1296 and encodes 431 amino acids. Gene Ontology annotation, cellular component: mannan polymerase complex; Golgi membrane. NCBI's taxonomy places the organism in Eukaryota, Fungi, Ascomycota, Pichiomycetes, Pichiales, Pichiaceae. Gene Ontology annotation, molecular function: alpha-1,6-mannosyltransferase activity.